AUUCUGGAAUUAAUCAUGGAAAUUGUGCCUAAUUAUCCAACAAUUGAAGGCAUCCCUACUGAUUGUGAACGCCGAGAAGUUUCUCAUAUCUUUCGACCAUUUGUUGGUUUUAAGGAGGUGAGGCUCGUAACCAAAGACCCAAGACAUCCUGGUGGUGAUCCAAUCGUGCUCUGCUUUGUUGAUUUUGCUAAUGCUGCUCAAGCAGCUGUUUCCAUGGAAGCUUUGCAAGGUAAGAUAUAUUCUGUUCACCCUAACCAUUUGCCAGUCGUUAUUCACGAAUGCUUCUGGUUGCAUUAA
Lolium perenne is the source of this 297-nucleotide messenger RNA. The record is from RefSeq and is a predicted model, not a curated record. NCBI's taxonomy places the organism in Eukaryota, Viridiplantae, Streptophyta, Magnoliopsida, Poales, Poaceae.